This is a messenger RNA of Ruditapes philippinarum (Manila clam), 3969 nucleotides long. RefSeq names its product heat shock protein 27-like. The transcript is spliced from 4 exons. Lineage: Eukaryota; Metazoa; Mollusca; Bivalvia; Venerida; Veneridae. The coding region runs from base 269 to 853 and encodes 194 amino acids. The record is from RefSeq and is a predicted model, not a curated record. Gene Ontology annotation, biological process: response to heat; protein refolding. Gene Ontology annotation, molecular function: protein folding chaperone.
GCCAUUUUAUCGAUCUAUCUUUCCUUUAAUGUGACAGCAUCAAAAUUAUUGAAAAUUAAUUGUUUUAUAUGGCUAAAUGAUAAGUUUUUGCAAUCAUUUUUUUAUUUUUGAGAUAAAUUUAGCGACGGCGAAUGCGCAUGCUCAUUUUUUUGUUAAAGGUGAACAAUCUAUACUAAAUAUUGCUUCAGACAACCGGAGUAAAAGAUAGAUUGAACCCGCACGAGAGGUAAAAUCACCGUACAACAUCGAGUGAACAUCCUGCAAAAACAUGUCCUGGGAUAUUGUGCCGCUAUCAAAGUGGGAUUUUGGAUACUUUGACCGACAGCGAGAUUUGUUCUCGGAAUGGCUGCAUCUUUUUGACGAUGACUGGCGAAUGGGGAGUUUUGAAGAGUCCCGAAUCCGGUUUGAUAAGGAACUGGACAAGAUUCGGAGAGAAAUGCUUCGGAUGGACGAACAACCAGUGAAUCUGGAUUUACGACAGCCUUUCAUUACAGAUCCAAAAGGGCAACAUAAAUUUAGCCUGAGGUUUAACUGCAGCAAGUUCAAGCCAAAUGAAAUCACCGUGCAGACCCAAGACAACACAUUGAAAGUCCAUGCAAGACACGCUCACGAAGAAGAUGGCCGUAAGUUUUACCAAGAAUUCUUCAGGGAGUGCACGCUUCCGGAAAACGUGGAUCCGAAAAAGCUGCAGUCCAGUCUAACCAAUGAUGGCGUUCUCCAAAUCGAGGCUCCAGUCCAGCCGACGGUUGUUGCCCCUAAGGAGCAUCUAAUACCGAUAGAUCAUCUGAAAAAGGAUUUGAAAAAAGAUAAACAAGUUGUGGCAGUUGAAAAAGAAAGGGGAGAUGGGAAAUAAGACCCUAUCAGUGUUAAAGAAGUUUUGUCAAUGGUAUUAAAAUCUGCAAUUUUGAAGUAAUGAAAGAUAACUCCUGACAUCAUGAAAUUAUUCUGUAAUGAAUACGUAAGCAAACGUUUAUAAAUAUGUUUGAAGUUAUUGAAAUAAUAUUACACCACAUGAAGAAACAAAAAAAAGUCUGUUAUAAGACAAACCAUAAAGAAUGAAGAGCUGAGUUAAGAUUCUGUUUGCAGUGAAUGUGUAUUAGCAAGAGGCAAACCAUUGACAUAUAGAAGACCAAAUGCAAGAUUACGCUAUCAUAAGAGAUCUAAAAAAACAAUGGGGGAAGUUUUGUUUUGUUCAUUAAAGACAUAUAUGUUCCAUGUUAACAAACAUUUUUUUUUCUUCUAGUUUUUCAUGUUUUAGAAAUUCUGAUUUAAUUUUCCAGUAAGCUUCAUUUGUCUGGCCUAUCCACAUUUUGGCUAUUGCUGCAGAAAAUGAUCGCUUCUUGAUACUACAGGUGAUAAGGUGAAAGAGAAGUAUGUUAACAAUGGCAUCACUAACUACUUUUUAUCUUGUCUGGCAGUUAUUAAUCAUUCAUUUAUUGUUGGCCACAAUUAGAACAGGAGCUAACUAUCCACAACCAUUGUGCAUGAAUAGGUCGAGCGAGAAGUAGAAAUAGUUAAAACAGCGGCAGAUUCAUCAGCCUUUAGUACUUAUUACAUUAAUAUUUAAUAAAAUAAUUUUUCAAUUUAGUAAGAUGGACAUCUGAAGAUAUAAAGUGCCAUUUUUCAGCCAUAGAUCUUUCAACCUGUAUUAGGGUUUUACAAAAAGCUGCCAUAAUAUAAUACAUUAUGCUACUACUACAUGUAUAUUUAAACAUUGACAUAAUAUUUAAUUAUAUUCACUUUAUGCAACCAAUGAAAAUACCUGUUUGAUUAUGAUAGAAGCAAGUGGCAAGAUUGUAAAUAUCAGUUUGAUUUUUUUAUAAAGUUUAUUACUGUUAGAAAGACGGUGUUUAAAGGCCCAAUACUACAACAUUAUUAUAUCACUUCUUAAUAUUUAUAAUUCAUGAUUGAAGGCAUGAAAGACUGGCAACUCAUGUAAAUCAAAAUUAUUCCUGUUUUUUAGCUCACCUGAGCUUGCUCAGGGUGAGCUUUUAGGAUCGGUGAAUGUCCGUCGUCCGUCGUCCGUCGUCCGUCCGGCCGUCCACAAUUUCUUGUGAACACUCUAGCGGUCGCAUUUUUGCCUCAAUCAUCAUCAAACUUGGUCAGGAUGCUUAUCUAGUUGAAAGCUCGGAUGAGUUCGAACAUGGGUCAUCUCGGAUGAAAAACUAGGUCACAAGAGCUAAAAAUAGAAAAACCUUGUGAACACUCUAGAGGUCACAUUUUUGACCCAAUCAUCAUCAAACUUGGUCAGGAUGUUUGUCUAGGUGAUAGCUCGGAUGAGUUCGAACAUGGGUCAUCUCGGAUGAAAAAAGUAGGUCACAGGAGCUAUAAAUAGAAAAACCUUGUGAACACUCUAGUGGUCACAUUUUUGAACCAAUCAUCAUCAAACUUGGUCAGAAUGCUUGUCUAGUCAAUUGCUUGGAUGAGUUCGAACAUGGGUCAUCUCUGAUGAAAAACUAGGUCACAGGAGCUAAAAAUAGAAAAACCUUGUGAACACUCUAGUGGUCACAUUUUUGACCCAAUCAUCAUCAAACUUUGUCAGGAUGCUUGUUUAGAUAAUAGCUCAGAUGAGUUCGAAUAUGGGUCAUCUCGGAUGAAAAACUAGGUCACCGGAGCUAUAAAUAGAAAAACCUUGUUAACACUUUAGCGGUCACAUUUUUGCAUCAAUCAUCAUCAAACUUGAUCAAGAUGCUUGUCUAGGUGAUAGCUCGGAUGAGUUCGAACAUGGGUCAUCUCGAUGAAAAACUAGGUCACAGGAGCUAAAAAUAGAAAAACCUUGUUAACACUCUAGUGGUCACAAUUUUGACUCAAUUGUCAUCAAACUUGGUCAGGAAACUUGAAUAGGUCAUUGCUUGGAAUAAAUCGAACAUGGGACAUCUCGGAUGAAAAACUAGGUCACAUGAGCUAAAAAAUAGAAAAAUCUUGUUAACACUCUAGUGGCUACUGUUGUGAUCCAAAUAUUCUGUUAAUUGGUCUGAAAGUUUUUUUUUGAUGAUUUCUAAGUCAAGAUCAAACAUGGGUCAUCUUGGAUGAAAAACUAGGUCACACCGCCCCAAAUAUGGAAAAACCUUGUUAACAUUCUAGUGGUCACAUUUUCGACUCGAUUAUCAUCAAACUUGGUCAGGAUGCUUGUCUAGGUAAUUGCUUGGAUUAGUUCGAAAUCGCAUGUGAAACUAGGUCACCGGAGCUAAAAAUAGAAAAAAUCUUGUUAACACUCUAGUUGCUACUGUUUUGAUCCAAGUAUCCUGGAAAUUGGUCUGAAAGUUUGUUUUGAUGAUUUCUAGGUCAAGUUUGAAUAUGUGUCACCUGGGUAAAAAACUAGGUCGCACUGCUCAAAUAUGGAUAAUCCUUGUUAACACUGUAGUGGUCACAUUUUUGACUCACCUGUCAUGAGACUUGGUCAGAAUGCUUGUCUAGGUAAUUGUUUGGAUGAGUUUGAUAAUUCAGGUGAGCGAUCUAGGGCCAUCAUGGCCCUCUUGUUUAACAAAUGUUAUUUGAUCAUUUAUUACAAGUAUUUUCUUAUGUAGAAAUUGAAGAUUAUUUUCAUUUUAAUUAAAUGAUGUUUGUGUCUUAAGAUAUUUCGGUAUGGGCCUUUAAAAUAAUUUUGUAUACUGAUUUUAUUCCCUACAUUUGUGUUUUUGUUAAAGGAUAUCACAGUUUGUGUUCUUCAGAAUAUAAUUUUGAUUUACACAUUUGUUCAGGAGGUUGUUAGCUUUUUACCGAGAGAAUGUAUACAUGUAAAAAAGGCUUUUACAACAACUGAUUAGUAUAUUUUAUUUAAGAUAUCUUAAUAUUUAAAUAUAUUCAGAGGAAAUUAAAAUACAGGCAUUUAAUAUAUUACUUAGUAAGAGGAAUUUGCUUACUUGAUUUUCAAGAUCAUGUCAAAUAUUUGAAAUGUUAAGAACACUUUUUUUCGCCUUGCUAUAUCAUUAUCAAGUAAUCAAUAAAAAUCAGUUUGCUUUAAAACAA